CGGGCGGGGGCGGCCGGAGCAGACCGCGGUGCCCGCGGCCUCUGGUUUUUGAUGUGUUUGUGGAGGCUCCCGGUGUUGGUUGUCGGAGGGGCGCUGAGGUUCGGGCUGGUGGCUAACGCCAGGUGUUCCUGAGCCCGGCUGGGGCAGGCACACGCCUGUGUGUGGGCACAUGGAUGCAGGAAGAACCCUGGGCUGAGGAAAACGUAGAAUUAUAGAAUUAUAAAAUACGCUGAGUUUCAAGGCCCCCACAAGGAUCACUGAAAUUUGAUUCCUGGCCCUGCACAGAACAGCUCUAAGAAUCGCACCAUUGAGAGAGUUGUCCAAAUGCUCCUUGUGCUUGUCAUGCUUGGAGCCGUGACCCCAUCCUUGGGGAGUCUGUUCCAGUGACCAUCACCUCUGGGUGAAGAGCCUUUAAUAUCCAGCCUAAACUUCCCCUGACACAGUUUCACCCUUUUCCCUCGGGUGCUGUCAUUGGUCACCAGAGGGCAGAGAUCAGCGUUGUAAAAAGCUUGGAUACUUGCUAGUUCCCUCUGUGAAAUACUUUAACAGAGUAUGAGUGGUAGAAAAAUGAAAAAAACAAGUAUCUCACGAUUCAUGCUCACGGGCCCGGGUUUCCGUCCCCCCGCGUACUCGCACAGCGACUGGAUCGGCCCCCCAGACAAGCUCUCCAACCUGCGCCCCAUCAUCUUCUACGUGCCCCCCGAGGAGUCAGCGCUGGAGCGGCGGCUGCGGGAGGCGCGCCAGGAGGCCCAGGCCAGCAACCAGCGCUUCUGGGCACGGCACAACCGCGCCUUCCACCAGGAAAAAGAAGAAUUUAUGUAUUCAAGACUGAAAGCCAAGGGUCUGGAAAUGAGAGAUGAAUCAGGUCAAAAAGCAACACUGAAUGCAGAAGAAAUGGCUGACUUUUACAAGGACUUUCUAAAUAAAAAUUUAAAAAAGCAUUUGCAGUACAACAGAGAUUGGUAUAAACGUAACUUUAGGAUCACAUUCCUCAUGGGACAAGUAGCACUGGUGAGAGCUCUGAGGUGGCUUCGUCGGAGAAAGAAAAAUGUAGAACAGUAAUCACAGCUCCAUGAAGAAUGCAACACUAUGCUAUAAACUUGUGGUUUAUAGUAAUGUUCAAAAUCUGAAUGAUUGAUGCAAUAAUUACUUGAAUUUGUUUGUUAAACUAUGUAAAUAAAAGUCAAUACUGGUCUUAA
Messenger RNA from Taeniopygia guttata (zebra finch), 1199 nucleotides. RefSeq names its product cytochrome c oxidase assembly factor 8 (gene COA8). Gene Ontology annotation, biological process: intrinsic apoptotic signaling pathway. NCBI's taxonomy places the organism in Eukaryota, Metazoa, Chordata, Aves, Passeriformes, Estrildidae. Gene Ontology annotation, cellular component: mitochondrion. The record is from RefSeq and is a predicted model, not a curated record.